AUGUCCAGAAAGGUUGAAGUGUCGGAAUGGUUAAAACUAUGGUUGGAACCUCGUAUUAAACCUGAAUUUACGGAUAAUGAAAACGGCGAAAAACCCUGGCUUGAUAUUAUAGAGGACAUAUUAAAGGAUAUCUGUAUAAGGGUUUUGUCUGACCUUCCUCUGGACGCCUUUGCACACGUUAUGGAUCGGUUAGUUCGUAUUUAUGAUCAAGACCGUGUAUUUAUUUUGGAAAGAUUACUCACGAUUACACCACAUCCUGAUGAGGUUACUAGUGAUUCGAUUAUAAGACGUAUGAGAUCAUAUUUAGUAACUACACUCUCGGCAUCAGAUGCAGUAGAGGAACAUACAAGAAUUGAAAUUUCAGAAGGGUUUUUUAAG
Funneliformis geosporum is the source of this 378-nucleotide messenger RNA. NCBI's taxonomy places the organism in Eukaryota, Fungi, Glomeromycota, Glomeromycetes, Glomerales, Glomeraceae. The record is from the annotation of a GenBank genome assembly.